This is a messenger RNA of Ochotona curzoniae (black-lipped pika), 5106 nucleotides long. RefSeq names its product maestro heat like repeat family member 2A (gene MROH2A). The transcript has 41 exons. The record is from RefSeq and is a predicted model, not a curated record. Lineage: Eukaryota; Metazoa; Chordata; Mammalia; Lagomorpha; Ochotonidae. The coding region runs from base 1 to 5106 and encodes 1701 amino acids. Gene Ontology annotation, cellular component: cytoplasm.
AUGUGGGUGCCUUGGAUUACCGUAGCUUCCGUUGGCACGCCAGGUCUCUCACAAAUCUCAUCUUACCUCCAAGAGCUUGAGGACGAGAUGUCAGAAGUAGCAUUAGAUUCCAAAGAAGAUACUCCAGAAGAAAUAGAAGAGCCAGAACCUCUUGAAUUAGAUCACACUGGCGCUUUCCAGCAAGUCACAAACCUCCUGAACAUCAUGGACAGCGAGCCAGCGACGACCGACAUGACUGGCUCAGGUCUGGACCUGAGGAAGGCCCUGGCUUCAGUGAUCAUCACCGAGAAGGCCGCCACAGAACCCUCUGUGGUGAUGAACGCUCUCAUCCGCUGUCUGCAGGUGCCAGAGAUCUCCUCUCAGCGCAAGGUCAACAUCUACAACAUCCUGCAGGAGAUCAUCCAGCAGCAGGGCGAGCUGGAGGAGCAGUGCGUGCAGAGGCUGGUGACCAUUGCCUCGCGGGAGAUGAGGGAGAGCCCCGAGAGGGAGGGCUAUGUGAACGCAGAGGUGGCUAGCGACACCCUGGUGGCUCUGUCCCGGAAUCACUUCAGCUUGGUCAUGUAUGAACUACAGCACCACCUCAAGCCCCUCAACCUCACUGAAGAGUUCGUUAUUGUCACCUUGGCCAAGCUGGCCAAUGGCAACGUGUUUGAGUUCAUGCCAUACAUGGGCAUCACUCUGGCUACCAUAUUCACAAUGCUGAGACUUGCUAGUGAAGCCAAGAUGCGCCAGGUGAUCUGUAAUGCCAUGGAGACCUUCUGUGAGACAGUCCAGUUCUACCUGCGGCACCUGGAGGACAGUGUGUACCCCGUGAUGACAGAGGACCAGUUUGCUCUGAAGCUGUUCCCCAUGUAUCGCUACUUUGUGACCGUGUGGCUGAGGCACCACAACCCCGAGGUGAAGCUGGGCGUCAUCAAGUCGCUGAAGCCCAUGCUGGGCCUCCUCCUGCCCAAUGAUGACCUGCGGGAGCAGGUGUAUGACUACAUCCCCCUGCUGCUGGCUGAGUACCAGGGCAGUCUGGAGGCCCUCUUCAUCACACAGGUCCUGAGGCAGAUCUUGGAGAUGUCAGUCUCCACCCACACCCCCAUCCCACAGAUGCAGCUGCACCCCCUCUUCACAGAACUCCACUCGCAGGUGUGCACCAAGGCCCCGGCCCAGCAUCAGCUCAGCAGCCAGAACCUGGUGGAGAUCGUGCAUUGCUUCAUAGCCCUGGCUCACUCCUACCCCAAGGAGCUGAUGAAGUUCUUCUUCGGCCAGAUGGAGAUAAGCCAGGAGGCCGUGCGCGUAGGCACCCUGAACCUGAUCAGGGCUGUGAUUGGUGCCAGUGAGCCCAAAAUGAACAUCAGGACCAUCUGCUUGGCUAUCCGCAUCGUCAAGAACACCCUCUCUGAUACCAGAUCCAAGGUAAGGAUGGCCAUUCUUCGCAUCAUCAGCCAGCUGGCUCUGUCUGGCUACCAGGACAGGAUCAAGGGCUGGGGCCUGAAGUACGUGUCAGUACAACUGACCUUAUCCACGUACAAACUGACCAGUUGCCGGGAGAGCUCGUGUCACAGAGACUUGGAGGAGAAGAUGGUCCACAAUGUGACCAUGGACACCGUGAAGGUCAUCACAUCCUUGGUCAGAGGCACCAGCAAUGAGCUCUGGAUGAGGCUCCUGUGCUACAUCAUGGAGACAAACUACACCGAGGCCCUGACGCCCAUCUGCAUCAGCCUCACCAACCUGGCCGAGCGCCAGCUGCACGGCAAGGACGCAGAGGCCGGCGUGGCUGGCAAGAACAAGCUUGUGGAGCUGCCCACCCCUCAGAAGCUGCUGGCCCGUCUCCUGGUGCUGAUGUCAUCACCCUACAAGGGGGCGGGCCGCGGGAUAGCUAUGCUCAACCUCCUGAGGACGCUGAGCCCGAGCAUCGUGCCCUUCAUGGCUGACAUCUGGGAGAAGGAAAUCCCUCUGCUGGUGCAGUACCUGGAAGAGCACACUGAGUUCACCUGGAACCAGAAGGCCUGGGAGGACAAGCUCUUCCAGUUUCUGAAAAGCUCCCUCAAGAAGACCCAGGGUUCCACGUGGAGCCUGCGCCUGAGCAAAGAGCUCAACAACCAGAUGGAGAGCUUUGACAGCCCCUCUGUGGAGAAGGGCUUUCUGUACCAGGCCUUGGGCUUCACCCUGGCCAUGGGCCUGGAGGCCGACAAGGUCGAGGUGCUGCUGCUGGAACUGCUGUACAAGACGGACUACAGCAACGACUUUGACCGGGAGGGCGUGGUCAUGUGCUUCGGCCUGUGUGCCCGUGGCCAGGUGAAGACGGUGCUGAAUGUGCUCCAGGACUUUGAGGAGAGGAUCCAGGAGUCGGAGCAGUCCUGGCAGAUUGGGGCUUGGCGGAAGGACCUCCCCUGGAGGCGAGAGACUGUGAAGAGCGCCCUCAUGCUGAUGUACAGCUGUGUGGCCUCCUACUGCCACCCCCAGCUGCUGCUCACCCUUGUGGACAACCCCAUUGUCACCAAGAUCAUUCACCACUACUCCAGCAGCUGCCAGGAUGUCAGCCUCAAAAUGGCCUUGAUGAAGAGCAUUGCGCAGGUCACCAGUGCCAUCAGAAGUGUGAAGAGCCUAGAAGAUUUCCAAUUCGCCCAAAAGGCGACCCUUACCAGCAUUGUCACGGCCAUCAUCAAGGCCGAGCCGCCGGACCACUUGGCUUCUCCAGUGCGGACUGUGGCAAUGGACGCGCUCUCCCAUCUGAGUAAGCUGAAGCCUUCCUACUCCAUGGAGGAGAGCAGUGAGCUGAUGGACAUUGGGAUCCACUCGGUGAUUUCCCUCCAGCCCCCAAGAGAGGACAAUGAGGCCAUUAAGGCUCUGUACGCAAAUGCAAUGGGGGCUCUGGAGCAGCUGAUGGAGAGUCUCCUGCAGGGGCACCUGGACCCCAAGGGGCUGCAGGAGAUGGUGCACCUCCUGGAGAAGUGGAUUCUGUCGGAGAUAGAGUGGGAGCGGGAGAAGGCCAUGCAGCUUCUCUUCCACCUGCUGCACGUCUAUGAGCGAAGUGCUGGAUUCUGCAUCCCCCUGAAGCCGGGGCAGUUUAGCACGUUGGUGGGACUCAUCGCCCCCUGUACCUGUGAUGCACAUCUGAGAACUCGCAUGGCCUCCAUGAGAAUCCUGUCCUGCCUGCUGGACCUGCAUGCAAGCCAGACCUGCUCCUUGUGGGACACAGCCAAGGAGAGGGAGCUGGAGAAAUGCAAGGAGGACCUAUGGGUCAGCAACAUGGACACCGUCCUCUACAUGUCCUCCAGGAUUGCCAAGGUGAUCUGCAUGGAGUUUAGCAGCGAUGAGGUGGUAGCCCUGGUGCAGAAGCUGUGCGAGAACAUUGGGGCCAUGGGCCUGCAGCAUGACAAGGCCUCGGUCACCUGGAUCGGCACCUUCCUGCAGCUGCGGGUCAAGGAGCUGGAGGACAAGGUGGCCGAGAUCCUGGGCACCAUCCUGAUCCACCUGCCGACGGUGGAGGAACUGGAUGUGCGGCGCCUGCUCAUCGAAGCUGUCCUGCUCCUGGCACACUACCACCAGGAGACCGUUCUCACGUCGCUGCUGAGGCAGCCCCUGCCCAUGGAGAGCCACCUAACAGAGGUGUGGCUGACCGUGGCCAAGAACGCGACCUUUGCCCGGACCAUGCUCUACGGCCUGAUGGACCGGCUGCAGUUGCAGUUCGGCCCCAAGAUAAACGCCAUGUCCAAAGCUGACAUCUGGCGCACAGCUGCCGUGGACCCCCUGAUGGCCCUGUGCACCAUCCACCUCCUCAUUGAGAAGAUGGACAAGGACAACAAGCUGCUGGACCUGGUUCCUGACCUCGUCUACACGCUCCUGCUGCAGCUAAGCGGGAACUACCGGCCUGAAGCUGCCUCACCCGUCCUGAAGACCUGGAGGCUGAUCCACCGGGGGCCCCUGCCCGAGGAGCUGACCCCACAAAGGAUCACCAUCAAGUCCAUGCAGCUCUUGUUGCAGAGAUUCAACAGUGAGCACCUGCUGCGGGCCCUGGAAGAGCAGGUGGUAUGGACCCUACUGGAGAGCAGCGAGACCUUCCUGCAGGGAGUGAGCCUGCUGGCCAGGCUGUGCAUGCGCCACCUGGAAGGCUACAGGCAGAGGCUCUCAGAGCUGGUGCUCCAGGGCAUGAACUCGAAAGUCCUGAGCUGCCGAGUCAGCAGCACUGCUAUCUGCGUGGAAUUUAUGAGCGAUCCGGGGCUGUACCAGGAGAAGCUGCUGAGGCCAGCGAUGCUGAUGCUGGAGCAGGGUGCGGGGCAGGUGGAGGAUGAGGUCCUGCAGGUGCUGUCCCUACGUGCCCUGGGGAACAUGGCCCUGGGGUCCCCCAGGAAGGUGAAGCAGUACCGCAAGCUCCUCCUUGGGGCCUGCUUGCGCUCCUUGCGGGUGCCAGUCAGCACCUGUGUCACCGCGGAGGGUAUGGAGGCCUUGACCAAGAUCCUGGCUGAGCUCCGGGAAGGGGACGUGGGCUCUUCUUUCGACACCAUCUCAGAGCACUGCAGACUCUUCUUCGAUGAUGAGAGCGAACUGCUGCGCUGGAAGGCCUUUGUCCUCUUCGGGAAGCUGGCGGCCAUUGUGGGCCUCUCCAAGAAGCACUUUUUCAAGGGCGAAGUGAAGAAGGCCUGGGUCCCCCUCCUGCUGCACUGCCAGGACCCCUGCUCCAACACAGCGCAGGCCUGCAAGGCAACCAUGUUCCAGUGCCUGCACUUCUGGGGCUGGAAGUCCCUGGAGCGGCCACCGCGGCGAGGCGAGACGAGCACAGAUGACGAGCUGGCCAUGUUCCAGAUGACCAUGUGCUCCGUGCUGACUCAGAAAAAACCAGCUGUCCUCUAUUGCUUCCUGCUGGAGACACUGACCUACAUCAGAAACAACUUAUCCAGGAUCAGAAUUGCUUCCUGCAACCUGGCAGGAAUCAUGAUAAAGCAGAUGUCUGCACAAUACCUGAAGAAGCUGGACUUCCCCUCAAUGCGCAGCUCGCUCCAGGAGCUGCAGCUGGACACGGACCCUGGGGUCCGCAUGGCUGCCCAGGAAACGCUUAAGGUCUUGGACAGCUGCAGCCAGUAUGGGGUGCUGGUUUCACCGGAAGGAAGGUCCUAA